UAUAAGCGACCUUCUUUUCUUCGAACUUCCGGUUUUGCUUAAGCUUAGAAUCGAAAAUUUGGAUAGUUCAUACAAUAUCAAAAUGUUUAGACCUCGGUCAUUAGCAAAUAAAAAGCCUGCACUCACUGCUGAAGAACAAGAGGCAGCUCGGAAGCGUAAGGAAAGAACGCAACGUCUUCAAAAUCUUCAGUUACGAAUGAAUGAAGCAAGGAAGCUCAAUCACCAAGAAGUUGCCGAAGAAGAUCGUAAGAAGCGACUUCCAGCUAAUUAUGAAGAAAAACGAAAACGGCUGGAAUGGGAAGAAGAAGAAUUAAAAAAGCAGAAGGAAUGCAAUGAGAAAGGAGAAGACUACGAUCAAGUGAAGUUGCUUGAUAUUAGUGCUGUAGAUGCUGAGAAAUGGGAACGCAAGAAAAAAAAGAAGAAUCCUGAUCCUGGUUUCUCUGAUUAUGAAGCUGCUACAUUUCGUCAGUAUCAAAAGAACACUAAACAGAUUAAGCCAGACAUGGAUUCUUAUUUUAAGCAGAUGGAAAAAAAAGGGGAAGAGUUUUUUCCUGAUGCUAACACUUUAGGAUUGCAGCAACACACUGACUCUGACAAAGCCGUCGAUAGAAUGGUAAAUGAUUUGGAGAAGCAGAUCAACAAAAGAGAAAAAUACAGCCGAAGAAGACCUUACGAUGAGGCUGCUGAUAUUGACUACAUCAAUGAGAGAAAUAUGAAAUUCAACAAAAAGUUGGAACGUUUCUAUGGGAAAUAUACAGCCGAGAUUAAACAGAAUUUGGAACGUGGUACUGCUGUUUGAUAUUCCAUUAGCUUGUGCUGGUUCUCUAUGCCUUGGUUUCCAGUCGUAAUGCUGCAGGUGGUUUUUCUCGAAAGCUGGUUGUUGAUUAUGUAUAGUUCUAUUGAUGAUGCAUUUAUCAUAAUUUAACAAAAUAUUUCAUCCUGUGUAAUUAGAUAGAUUGGAAGUGUUAGAAAGCGAACCACUGUAAAUAAUGAAAGGAAGUAUAAUUUAAUAAAAGUAUUGAUGAGAUUUUAUGUACAUGUAAUUUUUUAGUUGUAGCAGAUAUACAGUUUCCAUCAGGUUAAAGAAACUUUGCAAAAAUACAAAAGAAAACAAAAAAACAAAAAAACAAAAAAAAACCCCAAAAAAAUAAUGAAACAAAGAAAACUAUCCAGUUUAUGCUGGCUUAGGGAAAUGGAAGUAAGUAUAAACAAAAUUUGAUUCAUCAGAUUCCAUUAGAUAUCUUGGAUAGAUUCAUUAUCAUGUGAGAUUUGAUCUUAGGUCUGUAAAUCCACAAACUAUUUGUCAUUUCUCAGUUAUUCUGGCAUAUUGGUGUCACUGUUCUCUUUUCCUGAUACCAAGUAAAUAGAACCUGGAAACUCUACUGAGCCAACAAAGCAGCCUCUAUGCAGUUGUUCAACCUGCUCAAAAUAGCAGCCAAAUUCCUUGAAACCAAACCUACCAUCUUACAGAAGGAAGGUCACAUUAGUCAGUGUGAUCCUAUAUACUUCCAAAACAGCAGAAUGGUCAUGAUUAGAAUGCCUGUGAUCAUAGGUCUGCUCAAUGAGAGCUGACCUGGAGUUAAACAGCUACAAUAACGUACAGUGCAACUCUGUCCUAAUGGUUUGUUGCCCAAUAAAAUUAUUCCAAAGAAAAAGAAAAACUGUAUCUGGUUUAUAAGAAUAUAUUGAUAUUAAAUGGAAAUGUGUAUCUUUUCACUUCCUUCUGACA
Messenger RNA from Octopus bimaculoides (California two-spot octopus), 1729 nucleotides. Its product is annotated as pre-mRNA-splicing factor SYF2. Gene Ontology annotation, cellular component: post-mRNA release spliceosomal complex; catalytic step 2 spliceosome; Prp19 complex. NCBI's taxonomy places the organism in Eukaryota, Metazoa, Mollusca, Cephalopoda, Octopoda, Octopodidae. The record is from RefSeq and is a predicted model, not a curated record.